GAUUCCAUUAAAAGUAUGACAUACCAGUGAAUUACAGAAUGAAUUCAAGGGCCAAAGAACCCGUCGUGUCCGUGUACACGAGUACCCGUGUCCGUAUACGUGCGAAUAGUCACACCGUAUAAUCUAAUCUACCUCAAGCAAAUGCAUUGACAUUUCGUUUUUAUGACAAACGUAACGAAAUUAAUAUAUCAAAAUGUGGGCUGACACGUUGUUAAUCGUAUUUAUUUCAAUUUGUACGGCACUUCUUGGAGAAGGGUUAACUUGGUUAAUGGUAUACCGCACUGAAAAAUAUCAAAAAUUAAAAGCAGAAGUUGAACGACAAAGUAAAAGAUUAGAGAAAAGAAAAGAGGCUCAUGGCGAUUCAUUGGAUAAACAACAUAAGAAGAAAAUCGAGAGAGAAGAAGAAAGAUUAAAGAAUAAUAAUCGAGAUUUGUCGCUAGUUAAAAUGAAAUCGAUGUUCGCUAUUGGUUUUGCAUUUACAGCCCUUUUAAGCAUGUUUAACAGUAUAUUCGAUGGGCGAGUGGUGGCUAAAUUACCAUUCAUGCCAAUAUCAUGGAUUCAAGGUUUAAGUCACAGAAAUUUACCAGGAGAUGAUUAUUAUGAAUGUUCUUUUAUAUUUUUAUACAUUUUAUGUACAAUGUCUAUUCGCCAAAAUAUACAAAAACUUUUAGGGUUUGCUCCAUCUAGAGCCGCAUCAAAACAAGGCAAUAGUUUAUUUGGUCCUACGCCUGGACAAUUUAAAUAGGUAACUUUAUUUAUUUUACGAUUUAAAUUUGUAAUUCAGCGAAAUGUUACAUGAAUUCCAAAUUAAGUGUACUUUGUUUUAAUUGUUAAUAAAAAUUAAAAAAUCAGUUUGUACGUUGAACUUA
Molecule: messenger RNA, 869 nt
Organism: Chrysoperla carnea
Lineage: Eukaryota; Metazoa; Arthropoda; Insecta; Neuroptera; Chrysopidae
Product: calcium load-activated calcium channel
Exons: 4
Coding region: 194-745 (183 amino acids)
Biological process (GO): endoplasmic reticulum calcium ion homeostasis
Cellular component (GO): endoplasmic reticulum; cytoplasm; endoplasmic reticulum membrane
Molecular function (GO): calcium channel activity
Source: RefSeq, a predicted model, not a curated record